Molecule: messenger RNA, 6243 nt
Organism: Corythoichthys intestinalis (scribbled pipefish)
Lineage: Eukaryota; Metazoa; Chordata; Actinopteri; Syngnathiformes; Syngnathidae
Gene: nipa2
Product: NIPA magnesium transporter 2
Exons: 6
Coding region: 802-1887 (361 amino acids)
Biological process (GO): magnesium ion transport
Cellular component (GO): membrane
Molecular function (GO): magnesium ion transmembrane transporter activity
Source: RefSeq, a predicted model, not a curated record
UGCGUUAAUUGCGUCUUAUAUUCUUUAUUCUUAUAUUCGGGCCAAUAUGGUACUCGAGUAAUCGAUUUAUCGUUGCACAACUAUAAAUAUGUUUUUAGAGCUCUGUUAUUCUUAUAACAUGAUUUUUAAAAAUCUGCAAUGCACUGAGGGCGUGAAAGUUGAACCGCGAUGUAGCGAGGGAUCACUGCCAAAGUUUGUGUGUUAAGUUUAAAAACCGUUCAUUUUAAAAGCAGAUUUUGUUGUCCAUCACUGUCAAUGGUAGCCAAUUUGUGAUAUGAGUAGCUUGAGUUCCGAGAAUUGUGACGAAUUGUGUAAACUCGUGCGUUUUUCCCCCUUAUUUGCUGUCAACGUUUGCACCUUAUUACAUUCUUAAACGUCAAAUAUUGUAUACAUCUUUGCUUAUCUGACUUUCCGGGUCCAUAUAGAAACGCCCUUUUACUGAGUCUGUGAUUCAAAGCUUGAACGUCACAGAGAAGCGUGGGGCAGCUGCCGCCGGUGGUGCAGGCGGCGCAAGCAGCUCAGUCAGCCCGGCGUGCCAGUCAGGAAGACGGCCAUCCAGCCGUCGUCAUCUCGCCGGCUCUGGUGGAUUUUGGACGAAUGGAAAUGGAAGCUGUGCCGGUUCCAAAGUGCCUAUGGUUGUGACCUUAACUGGGCCGGUCGUCGUGGAGUGAUUUUAGAAAAGGCGCGUGGCUCGACUUGAGCUGCCGCUCCGACCAGCUACAACUUCUCCGCUGCCUCGUCGUCAAUGUGACGCAAGACCAAAACACCAGCCGCAGCAAUAGCAGCGCACCCGGCUCGGGAAUGGCUCUGGAACGGGGCAAGUACGACUUCUACAUCGGCCUAGCUUUGGCCGUCAGCUCCAGCGUCUUUAUCGGAGGCAGCUUCAUCCUCAAGAAGAAGGGGCUGCUGCGUUUGGCUAGGAAGGGAUCCAUGCGAGCGGGCCAGGGCGGUCAUGCGUAUCUGAAGGAGUGGCUUUGGUGGGCUGGUUUACUCUCAAUGGGUGCGGGUGAGGCCGCCAACUUUGCAGCGUACGCCUUCGCCCCUGCUACUUUGGUCACCCCACUGGGCGCCCUCAGCGUACUAGUCAGCGCGGUGCUGUCGUCGUACUUUCUGACCGAGCGUUUGAACCUUCACGGCAAGCUGGGAUGUCUGCUGAGCGUGCUGGGUUCUACCACUAUGGUCAUCCACGCCCCCAAGGAGGAGGAAAUAAGCAGCCUGGAGAGCAUGGCGGAGAAACUGGUUGACCCAGGCUUCUUCGUCUUCGCCGCGUUGGUGGUGACCGUAGUCCUGACGUUGAUCCUAGCGGUGGCGCCUCGCCACGGCCACACCAACAUCCUGGUCUACAUCAGCAUCUGCUCGCUCAUCGGCUCUCUGUCGGUGUCGUGCGUCAAAGGCUUGGGCAUCGCCAUCAAGGAGGCGCUGGGCGGCGUCAACGUAGCGCGCGUCCCUCUUUUCUGGCUCCUCCUUUUAGGCUUGGUGUCUUGCGUGGGGACGCAGAUCAACUUCCUCAACAAGGCCUUGGACAUUUUCAACACCUCGCUGGUGACGCCCAUCUACUACGUCUUCUUCACCACGUCGGUGCUCACCUGCUCGGCGGCGCUCUUCAAGGAGUGGCGGCGCAUGGACGCGGCUGACGUCAUCGGCACUCUGGCCGGUUUCCUCACCAUAGUGGUGGGUAUAUUCCUCUUGCACGCAUUCAAGGACGUCAGCGUCAGUUUGGCCCAGCUCGUCGCCACCGUGCGGAAGGAGCAGAGAAACGGCGGCGCCACCGCAUACCCCGAAGCUAACGGGACGUACCAACUCCUGCGGAACGGCGGGGACGCAGACGAAGAGCGCGACAUGCCGUUCGACGCGGUUUCUAGGCGAAACGGGAACUUGGCAUCGUAGGACAAUUUCACUUGUAGCACUGGAAAACAGUCAAAAUAGGAUUUCUUGUAAGUAUAGUGAUCAAGGAGUGUUAACGCAUUGGCUGCCAUUGACAGCGAUAGACGUCCAAAAUGGAUUGUACGUCUGCUAGUGAUAAACUCGGAGAAAAUUUAGUUUUUAAGAGCCACAUGAUUGGACGUCUAUCAUCAUCAAUGGAACUGAAAGUUUUUUUUGUGCACCAAAAACCAUCACGGGUCCAUGUGACUUUUCCAACAACCUUAUUUGACAUCAAAAUGGUGUCUUCUGUGACUAUAUUUUUGCUGUGGGCAAUAAAAAACUAUCAUUUUUAAAUUUAAAUAAUUUGAACAAGGACUAGUGUGCUAAUACAGGUUGAAAGCAGUGUCGAAGAGCGCGCAUGUCCACUCGUGGCUAAAUCGUAACCUACAGGCAACAAUAAGUCUGCAACUGACCUUUCGCAUAAGCCCUCUCCCCUCUUAGUUACCGUUGCUAAUCCGACAAACUUCGUCAACUGUCGUCACAUGCUCUGGGAAAGGUGAUCUUUACCACUUGCUAAUUGGUAAUUAUGAGUGCGCCCUGUUCAUGUGCUUUUGUCGUAACAUAAGAACAUGGCAGACGUACUUCAUCUUAGUUUGUUGCAUGGGCAAAACUGUUUUAAGACUCAAAAACUGCUUUAAAAAGUGAAUUCAUUAAAAUGCUGUAACUGAACAGUGCAGCAAGCACUUGGUUUAAGGCUGCAACGAUCGAUUCUUUAAGUAAUCCCAUAGACUUAACUUUCAGUUGACGGGACACAGGGCCGAUCCGUAGGGGGCCUAUUUUCAAAAACCUAAAAUUCAAGUAUUUCAAAGCCGCUAGUGACCUAAAACCAAAACAGGCACCUCCCUUAAGCAUAUACACUCACCGGCCACUAUUAGGUACCACCAUGCUAGUAACGGGUUGGACCCCCUUUUGCCUUCAGAACUGCCUCAAUUUUUCGUGGCGUAGAUUCAACAAGGUGCUGGAAACAUUCCUCAGAGAGUUUGGUCCAUAUUCACAUGAUGGCAUCACACAGUUGGGGCAGAUUUGUCGGCUGAACAUCCAUGAUGCGAAUCUCCCGUUCCACCACAUCCCCAAAGAUGCUCUAUUCGAUUGAGAUCUGGUGACUCUGGAGGCCAUUUGAGUACAGUGAACUCAUUGUCAUGUUCAAGAAACCAGUCUGAGAUCAUUCCAGCUUUAUGACAUGGCGCAUUAUCCUGCUGAAAGUAGCCAUCAGAAGUUGAGUACAUUGUGGUCAUAAAACGAUGGACAUGGUCAGCAACAAUACUCAGGUAGGCUGUGGCGUUCCAACGAUGCUCAGUUGGUACCAAGGGGCCCAAAGAGUGCCAAGAAAAUAUUCCCCACACCAUUACACCUCCACCACCAGCUUGAACCGUUGAUAUAAGGCAGGAUGGAUCCAUGCUUUCAUGUUGUUGACGCCAAAUUCUGACCCUACCAUCCAAAUGUCGCAGCAGAAAUCGAGACUCAUCAGACCAGGCAACGUUUUUCCAAUCUUCUAUUGUCCCAUUUUGAUGAGCUUGUGCAAAUUGUAGCCUCAGUUUCCUGUUCUUAGCUAAAAGGAGUGGCACCCGGCGUGGUCUUCUGCUGCUGUAGCCCAUUUGCCUCAAAGGUCGACGUACAGUGCGUUCAGACUCUUCUGCCUACCUUGGUUGUAACGGGUGGUUAUUUGAGUCACUGUUGGCUUUCUAUCAGCUCGAACCAGUCUGGCCAUUCUCCUCUGACCUCUGGCAUCAACAAGGCAUUUCUGCCCACAGAACUGCCGCUCACUGGAUAUUUUUUCUUUUUCGGACCAUUCUCUGUAAAGCCUAGAGAUGGUUGUGCGUGAAAAUCCCAGUAAAUCAGCAGGUUCUGAAAUACUAAGACCAGCGUUAACCAUGCCACGUUCAAAGUCACUCAAAUCACCUUUGUUCCCCAUACUGAUGCUCGGUUUGAAUUGCAGGAGAUUGUCUUAAACCAUGUUUACAUGCCUAAAUGCACUGAGUUGCCACCAUGUGAUUGGCUGACUGGAAAUUAAGUGUUAACGAGCAGUUGCACAGGUGUAGCUAAUAAAGUGGCCGGUGAGUGUAUGAGUCUCCAUGAGCAGCAACAUAAAACAAUUCAAGGUCGUUCCGUAAUAAAAUCCCGAAUAUUUUUUUAUACAAGUAUUACAAAUCUUAAAAUGGCUAUAAAAUUCUCCAAUUUUCCGCUAGAUGCACAAAAAUCACCAAAUGCAGAGAUAAAUCACCUAUAUUUUCAGGAUCAAUUGCAAUAUUUAACAGUUUUUACCCAAAAUAUAUAUAUUUUUUAAUUUAGUUUUCAACAGCUAACAAAUUCCUCACUCAAUUUUCACAUCAGAAAUGUAAUACUUGAGGAAAGCAUGCGUAACAUCAUAAUAUCACUCAACAAAAGAAAAAUUUGCGUUUUUCUACAUACAAUCACAAUUUAUUUGAGGGUGAAUUUCUAUAGCUAUGAACGUAAAAGACUCUUGGUUAAAAGCAAAACACUGCCAGUUACCGUUAUUUUUACGUAAUUAUUUCAAGCAAAAGUUGAGGUAAUGUGUAACCCAACAUGGCGGCCAUCACAAAACAAUGUGCUUUUUAAAUUGAAAAUUCUUGUAAAUAAAUGCUUAAAUCGCGUCAUUUCUAUACAUAUGAACGUAAAACAGUCUAGAUUCUUGGUUAAAAACGAUAAAACGGGCAGUCAUUGUUAUUUUUACGUAAUUAUUUCAUGCAAAAGUUGAGGUAAUGUGUAAUCCAACAUGGCAGCCGUCCUAGACAGGUUUUUCAGUUGAAAAUUCUUGAAAAUAAAUGCUUAAAUCGCGUGAUUUCUAUAGAUAUGAAUGUAAAACAGUCUAUAUUCUUGGUUAAAAGGAAAAAAACGGGCAGUUAUCGGUUAUUUUAUGUAAAUAUUUCAAGCAAAAGUUAUGGUAUUGUGUAAUCCAACAUGGCGGCCGUCACAAAACUAAGCUUUUUAAGUUGGAAAUUCUUGUAAAUAAAUGCUUAAAUCACGGAAUUUCUAUAGAUAUGAACGCAAAACACCCUAGACUCUUGGUUAAAAAGCAAAAAAAAAAAAAAAAACUGCAAUUAUCAUUCAUUUUACGUAAAUAUUUAAAGCUAAAGUUAGGCUAUUUUUUUCCCAUUAUUUCAUUGUGUUCACAACGUUUCAAAGUGCGUGCAUGGUGCUAUUAAAUAUAAUAAUUACAUUGAAUCCUGGACCAAUCACUCUUGAGACACUCCUGCCUGCUUGUAUGCAGUAAAACCUUUGCCCUAUUUCCACUUAAAUCCGGCGUUAGAACGCAGCUUGUAGUUGAUCACAGUGACAGCCAAGUCAACGUUCUGCCUGGGUCCGGCCCCAUACGGGAAGGUGUGGGGCAAUGUCUGUGGGAGCUGUCUUGUCAACUGAUGGUGGAGUCUAUGGUAAUUGAUUAAUCUAUCAAUUUGAAUAAUUGAUUAAUCGGAUUAGGAACAUAACGAUGCAGGGUUGCACUUUUCACGUCACAAGAGCAAGAAAUGCAUUUAGAAAAUAAAAUACCUGAGCUUGGCCUCAAUUGGUAUAAAAAAAAUUAAUAAACGAGGAUUGAAGUACAACAAAGAAUCAGUUAACUUGCAUGGCUAAAGUCCAGAGAUUAAAUGCUAUAAAAUGCUUUAAAAAAAAAACUUUUAAAUACAAUGCUAUUAACAAAUCAAACAUAAUUUCCACAAAAAAAAAAACGCUAAAUAUACCGAAACUAAAUUAUGAAUGCAUAAACAAUUAGGGCUGCAGCUAUCGAUUAUUUUAGUCGUCGAUUAAUCGAUGAACUAGUUAGUUCGAAUAAUCGAGUAAUUUGAUUAGGAACAUUUGAUGGAUUUUAAAAUUUUAGGAGCUGUAAAACAAAGGCUUGCUCAUAGACUUCAUAACCAAUCCUUCCUGUUUGUUUGCGAAACAGCUUUCGUAGUUCUUCAAAUAGCCAAGUUUAAACCUAGCUUUGACAUGACCGUGUGCCGUCUUCGGCGGAGUAUUACUAAAUGAAGCUUCAAGCUCGGCCCCCUAUGGUAAGGCGUGACGCAAAGAAUGACGAAGUGUCAGGUCAAUAUGUAAUCAAGUCAAUGGCUUGCUAAAAUUACAUUUUCAAAAGAGCAUUAAAUUUGAAACCAAAAUUAAAUUCCUGAGUGUUUCUUCAAAAUAUGCAGAAUUUUUUCAUUAAAAUAUAAAUACUUGAGCUUAUCCUUAAACGGUAUUUAAAAAAAAAAAAAACUACAACAAAAGAACAAUUAGCUAAUUUGCAUAGCAAAAGACCGCUAGCUUAAAUGCUAUCAAAUGUUAACUUUUUAUUUACCAUUCACUAAACAAAUCGUUCAAACAUAU